AUGGCUUCAGCCCAGUGGGGCUGCUACUUUUUCCCAGCAAACUGCACGGGAAAAAGAAGGCUAUCAGAGCCUGAGAAAAGUGGUGUGGGCCUCACCACGGAUGAGAGGCCCAGCACGGGGCAUGAGAAACUGAACGGAGGAAUGAAGGCACUUGCAAAAGAAGGCCGGAUGCAGCCUGUCAGAGCCCAAGCAGAGCUAUCUCCUCCACUUUUCCCCAAUACCCUAACUUUGAAAAUAACAUCACACUUUCGUGGCCGUGGAGGUUUUAACAAAGGCCAAGACCUAGGACCUCUGGAACAUGUAGUUUUAUUAGGAGAGUUCCUACAUCCCUGCGAAGAUGACACAGUCUGCAGUUGUACUACAAAUGAAAAGAAGAUGUCUUAUUUCAAUGCUCCAGUUGAUUUACAGAACAAAGAACAGCUUGGUAAGGUGGAGGAAAUAUGCGGACAACUUAGAGAUUUUUGUUUUUCUGUGAAAUUGUCAAAAAAUAUUAAGGCCUCUUCCUUUAAAAAAAAACUGCAGAAGUUCUAUACAGACCCAAAUAAACUGAUACCAUUGCAGGGGGUUUUAUCCCAACCUCCAGGUGAAAAGGGAACCCCAACAGGUGGUAGCAGGGGAGGCCAAGGAGAGGGAAGGGAAGAAGAUGACAGAGGAGAAAGAGGAUGUAGAAGCGGAGGCUUCCAAGGAGGAAGGGGUGGUGGUGGUUUCAGAGGGAGAGGACAUGAAGUAUAA
Molecule: messenger RNA, 732 nt
Organism: Mustela lutreola (European mink)
Lineage: Eukaryota; Metazoa; Chordata; Mammalia; Carnivora; Mustelidae
Product: H/ACA ribonucleoprotein complex subunit 1-like
Exons: 3
Coding region: 1-732 (243 amino acids)
Biological process (GO): snoRNA guided rRNA pseudouridine synthesis; ribosome biogenesis
Cellular component (GO): box H/ACA snoRNP complex
Molecular function (GO): box H/ACA snoRNA binding
Source: RefSeq, a predicted model, not a curated record